Molecule: messenger RNA, 6008 nt
Organism: Onychostoma macrolepis
Lineage: Eukaryota; Metazoa; Chordata; Actinopteri; Cypriniformes; Cyprinidae
Product: SITS-binding protein
Exons: 10
Coding region: 559-2640 (693 amino acids)
Source: RefSeq, a predicted model, not a curated record
CUGCACGCGCGUCUCCAAAUGCCAAGCGCGUGCACUCAGUGAGAAUGGGUGAUUCACUGUACACUGCGCCCUGUCCGGCUCCUGACCGGGGGCCCCGGUAAUCGCAAAGCUCGCCUAAUCACUUUCUCUCGUACCUUUCUGAAGAAGCAGUAUGGAGUUACGUCAAAGCAGCGCGUAAAAGUGCAGGCCAAGCAAAUAAGCCGCUGAGGAGCUAUUUGUAGGCAUUGCUGCCAAACCCGGGUAAGGCUGCUCACUCUUCUGCGAUCAAUGCUUUAAACCUGCUAUAGCACUGGAAGCAGCAUGCAUUAUUUUUUUCGAUUUAUUCUGGAAUGAUUGUGUUUGGAGAACUUGACCUGGAUCCGUUGAUGACCGGCGGCCGGUGCGCGCAACAACGCAAUUAGAUCCAAUUCAAUAGCCUACUUCACGUUCACAGACAAUCCAAAGCUUGAAGGAGCGCGACAUGAUGACGAUUCUGCAUGUUUUAGCAGAGAGAUUGUUACUUUUUAUCAUCACUUUUGAUUAGAUCUUUUUAGUCGUCGUCUACUUUGUGAAAUCAUCAUGCCACACACUCGCAACAGGAACCCAAGUCCAAUCCCAGAGGUGACAUGGGACACGGGGUUGAAAGAGAUGAACGAGACCUGGAAGGGGGCUAUUGCUUGCUUGGGAGUUGCUGUCUUUUUUGUCAUGACAAUUGGGAUCAUUUAUUGGCAAGUUGUGGAUCAGCCCAACAAGAACUGGAUCCUGAAGGGGAGCUUUAGUGGGCUUAUUUGGGAGAGACGGACGCAAACUCUUGUCAUACAGACACUGACUGAGGACAAGACUUUUGCGGAGAUAGACGUGGAGAACGUGGGGAACACCGAUAUUGAGGUUCCGUUCGUGAGGAACAUGUGCUGGCUUAACAAAACCGAGUUCUGCUACACUUGGGAUUCGGUCGCAGAGGUGAAGAUAUCUUUGGAAUCAGAGGAGGACUCAGAUACCGAGUGUUACAGUGUAACCUGGACUCCAAUUCACUGUCAUGUGGACCUGAAGGACUGUUUCUCCAUGUUGAAUAUUUCGUGGUACGGAGGUGCCAGUGUUCAUGCACCCAACUGGCCAAUAAACGAUGCCAACAUUUCCAUGCAGCCCUUCACAGUCAGCGACCUUAGGGACAACCCUUCUGGCUUCGGAUCAGUUUUAGAACGCUACUUCCUGGGAUCCUCAGGUGUAUCAGUUCUAGUGGCCCCAAACAUCCCGCUUCAUGUAGGAAUGGAGAGCAGACAGCAGUUCUGUUUGCAGACGCCACCCAGUAUGGAGCGCAUGCCACUGCAGUACACCGUGUGUGUUGGACACAACAUUCGAGUCGUCCAUCAGGAGUCAAUGCAGCAGCUCUCCACAGCCAGACGAGAGCUGCCAAACAUGGAUGUCUUACGGCUGCCUUUCUGGAAGCUUCUAGCAAACGUGGACUCAGGGGCCAAGCUAGAGCGCGAGCUGAGAACCUUCUCAAACCGGCUGAAGCGGCAUCACCUGGGGGAGGGAGUCAUCAGCCUCGACGAACAUUCCACUGCUCUCCUCGCCAACAUGGACCACAGCUACCUCAAUAGCAAGAAAAGGACGUCUAAGAGACAGACGAGGGACCUCCCUUUUGUAAAGCUUCUAAACAUUUCCAUCACCCUGUCCCCGUACCUGAGCGUGGACUCGCAGCAGUUCCAGACCUCCAUUCAAGAAGGCAUUGAAGACUACUGGCUGAGUCUGCCCUCAGGACCACAGGGCCGACCGGUGCCUCUGUUGACUCAGUGGAAAGGAAAGUACAGCGUGAAGCUCAACAUCACCAAUACAGAAGCUACAAAUUGGUUUCUGGACAAAGUGGACAGCUUACAUAGCCAUUUGGGCAUGGAGUAUGUCAUCCUGGAAGGCGGUGAGGGAAACCCUUUCGAGGAACAGGCCCUGCGCCCCCCUCUGGCAUGGGUUGGGGAUGAAUACAUCAGACUCCUGGCUGACCUGGCAGAGAGGAUAGGGGAAAAUACCAUUGUGACCUCAGGAACAAGGUCUAGCCACAAAGCACUCUUCAUCCGUAUGAGUGCACUGCAGUCAGACUGGAGUUACUCUGGCCUGAAGGGCAUCAUUCCAUCCCUGCUGCAUCACAGUCUUCUGGGAUAUAAUUUCUUCAUUCCUGAUGCAGUAGGAGGCUCUCUCUCUGCCGAACUGGUUGCCGAUGACGAGCUCUUCAUUCGCUGGCUGGGAAUCGCAGCCUUUCUUCCUGUCAUUAACUUCCAGACACCUCCAUGGGUCUUUGAGAAGGAAUGGGUCCUAAACCUCACCAAAUUCUACAUAGCCAAGCACCACGACUUUGUCGUUCCUUUGAUACUGAAAUAUGCAGAGGAAUGGCAAGACACCGGAAACCCCAUCUACAGGUCGCUUUGGUGGCUCAGUCCAAAUGACCCGGCCACGUUUACCAUUGAUGAUGAGUUCCUCAUUGGAAAUGAGGUCCUUGUUGCGCCGGUUACUGAAAAAGGAGCUUUACAAAGAGACAUAUACCUCCCGGAGAGUGACUUUCAGUGGCAGGACACUAACAAUGCUCAAGUGUUUGAUGGAGGGACGUUCCUGGAAAGUUACCCGGUCGGCCUUGGGGACGUGGCGGUUUUUGUACGAUGGAGAUCCUGAGGCUUAUUUACCACUUUUUUCUAUUUUUGAAAUUUUCACUUGUGCUGAUCUCAAAUUGCACUUUCCAUAAAGACCAUUAUCUGUGUCUCAAGGAAUCUUGAGAUUAGGUAGAGGAUAAUUUGCACUUUAAAAAUCAAAGUGGUUUAUAUUUUCUCAUGAUUUUUAGAUCCCUCUUGUUUUCUCCACUACUUGUUUUGUUAAUUCAUACAAUUUUUUGGACUUUUUUCUUCAGAACGCAGUUUACAUUUGAUAGAUUCUUACAGCCUCUUAAAUUGUUAUCAUGAUAUUGAGCUAGAAAUCAAACCCUUUGCUUAAGAACAAUCAAUGGUAUUAUAUGAAGACCAAACAAUCGGAAAAAAAAAAAUCGAAAAAUUGAGAGACUCUACAAGGAAAAACCAAUGCGCUAAAUGGAUGAAGAUGAAAAUACGCUAAACAUCACUCAUCUCAGCGGGGUUUUUACUUGAACUUUGCUGAAUAUUUGCUGUAGUUUUGUAAUGUAUUACCUGUACCUCAAGUUAUCAUGGUGUUUUUGACGUAUAUUUUUCGACAUGAACUGUGAGAGAAGCACUUACUGAUAGAGAAAACUGAAAUUAAGGGCUUUUAGAGUGAAUAGCACAAUUAUUUUUGUCUACAAAACAAGAUCAAUCAUUAGUAGUAGAAUAUGAGCCAAUGACAACCAAAAUGUUCAUAGCUGUACAGUCUUAGUUGAAAUGCAACACACAGCAAAGGACAAACUGUUAUUUCAUAAUGGUUGUUUUUGAGAGAUUUUGAUAUUAUGCUGAUUUUAAUAAUUAUUUGUUUAGCUUCUUACAAAUGACCAGAUUAACCAAGAUGGUAUUUCUAGAUCUUAAGUAAUUCAUAGGACAUUAUUCAAGGUAGACUUAGAGUUUUGUAUUUAUAUCAGUUCAGACUAAACUUGAUCAUUCUUAACUUUGGAAAUACUUUGAUGACUGUAGCGGCAUUUAUACAUUUUGUCCCAUUAAAUGUAGUUGCUAAUUGUUAUUAAGCUGAAUUCUGCCAUUACAAAUGAUUUGGGAUAACGGAUGUAGAUUUUUCACAGCCCGAGGGCAACAGUUGUCCUGUAGAAUGGUGGUGUAAUGAGUCUGGGCAAAAUACAGAUGCAUUUUAUAAUAAUUUGCUAGUGGUGAUGUAUGGCAAGCUGUUUUAACUUUAAUCUAAAACAUGUUAAUGUCUAGUUUCAUGCUACUAGUGCUUCUUUUUUUCAGCUGCUAGUAUCUAUUCCAUUAGGUACUAAUACGUACUUUUUGGCUUCUAGUGCUUAUUCUUUAGGGACUAGUACCUUAUUAAAAGAUACUAGUACUUAUUCAUUAGAUUCUAGUAUCAAUUAAAAUAAGAGUUUAAGAGUAGUAAAAGUUCUAGUCAUGACAUAUGAGUAAAAAAGCAGUUGUGACUGGUAUAAGAUUUGUUACUAGUAACAGUUACAAAAGAUACUAGUGUCUAACAAAUAAGUACUAGUAUCUAAUGAAUACUUACUAGUAAAAUGUAAAACCUUACUAGUCUCUGUUGGAAUACAUACUACUCAGAACUGAAUAGUUGAUAUCUGAAUAGCAGAUUGGUACAAUUUUGAAAUGUGUUUCUAGUAACUGUAGAAUAGUGACUAGUUACUACUGAAAUACAUACUAGUAUCUAAUGAAUAAGAACUAGUAUCAUUAAAAAGUUACUACUACCUAAUAAGCACUAGUCAAUGGUAAAAAUUGUAAUUGCGUUACUAGUAACAGUAGAAUACAUGCUAGUUGCAAUUGAAAUAAGAACUACUAUCUAAUGAACAAGAACUAGUGUCUUUAAAAAGUUACUACCUAAAGAAUAAGUAUAGGGUCUAAUGAUAAAUAAGAACUAGUAUUUUUUUAAAGUUACUAGUACCUGAUGAAUAAGCACUAAUCAAUGGUAAAAAAUGUGAAAAGGGCGUUACUAGCAACAGUAAAAGUUACUAGUAAUGAUUAAAAUAAGUACUAGUAUCUAAUGAAUGAGAAAUAGUAUCUUUAAAAAGUUACUAGUACCUAAAGAAUAAGUAUGUGUAACUAAUGAAUAAGAACUAGUAUAUUUAAAUGAAUAAGCACUAGUCAAUGGUACAAAUUUGAAAUGCAUUACUAGUAACAGUAGAAUAGUUACUAGUUACGACUGAAAUAAGUACUAGUAUCUAAUAAAUAGUAUCUUUAAAAGGUUACUAGCACCUAAAGAAUAAGUACUAUUAACUAAUGAAUAUCACUAGUAGCUAAUGAAUAAGCACUAGUAACUAAAGAAUAAGCACUAGUAACUAAUAAAUAAGCUGUAGUUGCUUAUGAAUAAGCAUUAGUAGCUUAUGAAUAAUCACUAGUAGUUUAUGAAUAAGCACUAGUAACUAAAUAAGCACUAGUAGCUGAAAAAUAAGUACUAGUAACUGAAUAAAAAGCACUAGUAGCUAAUGAAUAAGCACUAGUAACUAAAGAAUAAGCACUAGUAACUAAUAAAUAAGCUGUAGUUGCUUAUGAAUUAGCACUAGUAACUAAAUAAGCACUAGUAGCUGAAAGAUAAAAAAUAUUAGGCUACUAGUAACUAAUGAAUAAGCUCUAGUUGCUAAUGAAUAAGCACCAGUAGCUUAUGAAUAAUCACUAGUAGUUUAUGAAUAAGCACUAGUAACUAAAUAAGCACUAGUAGCUGAAAAAUAAGUACUAGUAACUGAAGAAAAAACACUUGUAGCUAAUGAAUAAGUACUAAUACUUAAUGAAAUAGAUACUAGUAGCAUUAAAAUAGAUGUGUUUUAGGGGUUAAAUGUUAAGAUGGCUUGCCCUAGGUGCUGCUACUUUCACUCUCAUGCCUUGACAAGAUCCAAACUUGGAGCAUUGGUUCCCGUGCUAAAACACUAAAUCACAAUCACCGCCGUGUGAAUCUACAGUGCAGAGAGAGAAUGAGAACUUGAUCAGUAUCACCUGAUACGUGUGGCCUACUGGGAAUGUCCUCUUAAUCCUCACUGUGAUUUUGAAUGUUUACUGUAUCUGCAGGUUUCUCAGGUCAAAGAUAUCAAAUCCAAGAGAAAGAAAAUGUCUUACGCCCCAGCACACUGUUGAUGUCUUAAUCUCUUGAUGCUCUUUUCAUUUGAGCAUUUACAGAGAGGCUAAUUGUGAUGAUCUUAUGCAGAGUGGUGUUUCGGGAGCCUUUUUUGCUUGUAUUUUAUAUUAAAAUGCUGCGCUAUGAAAACGAUAUGCUGAAAUGUUCCCUGCUGAGCAAUCUUCGACUUUUUUUGUAGGAAUCAGGUGCCACAAGCCAAUCAGCAAUGUGCAUAUAUCAUAUAACUGUGUCAUUUUCUGUCUUCUGUCAAUCUGAAAAAUAGAGAUGUCAAUCUUCAAUAAAGUUUACAUUUUGUUACUGUA